CUCAUUACCACAUCUUAACUGUAAUUCUUGCUUCAAUAUUCACAUUGCGAUCUUUGAUUCCCACCAUUUUCACACUCAAAUCUAAUCUGCCGGUCUCAGACAUUUACAGACCAUCGAUUGAGCGCUUGCGCAAACGCGUACCACUCCACUUAUCAAGUCAAUAUCCUACCUUGCUGAACAGUCUCCAGAGAUGUUGCCUCUAGGUCUCCUGACGGCCGCGCAGGGCCACCCCAUGCUCGUCGAACUCAAGAACGGCGAGACGCUCAAUGGACAUCUCGCCAACUGCGACAACUGGAUGAACCUCAUACUCAAGGAAGUUGUCCAGACGAGUCCCGAGGGAGACAAGUUCUUCCGCCUACCGGAAGUCUACGUCAGAGGAAACAACAUUAAAUACCUACGCAUCCCCGAAGAGAUUGUGGAAAUGGUGAAGGAACAACAGCAGAACCAGCCGCAGAACCGGAACCGUGGCCCACGCGAAGGUGGUCGGGGCGACAGAGGCCGUGGUGGUGGUCGGGGUCGUGGCCGCGGUCGGGGUCGGGGCGGCAACUAGAGAUCUGAUCCUAAUUCCUUUUGUUUUUUUCACGAAAAGAAUGAGAAGAGAGACAUGAAAGAUACCCCGGGGAUUGAAAGUUGUUGUUAAAGCAGGUAGCUAUCGCUAGGAGGAAGUCCGUUUGGCGGUUGACAGUCGAGCAUGGCCUUGGCGUAUCUGGUUGUAUUUGUCAAAUGGG
Aspergillus brunneoviolaceus CBS 621.78 is the source of this 728-nucleotide messenger RNA. RefSeq names its product U6 snRNA-associated Sm-like protein LSm4. Gene Ontology annotation, cellular component: U6 snRNP; spliceosomal tri-snRNP complex; P-body. The transcript is spliced from 3 exons. Gene Ontology annotation, molecular function: U6 snRNA binding. Gene Ontology annotation, biological process: spliceosomal snRNP assembly; mRNA splicing, via spliceosome; P-body assembly. The record is from RefSeq and is a predicted model, not a curated record. Lineage: Eukaryota; Fungi; Ascomycota; Eurotiomycetes; Eurotiales; Aspergillaceae. The coding region runs from base 191 to 550 and encodes 119 amino acids.